This is a messenger RNA of Vespa crabro (European hornet), 5690 nucleotides long. Its product is annotated as neuroendocrine convertase 1-like. Gene Ontology annotation, molecular function: serine-type endopeptidase activity. The coding region runs from base 2575 to 4713 and encodes 712 amino acids. Gene Ontology annotation, cellular component: Golgi membrane; trans-Golgi network. Lineage: Eukaryota; Metazoa; Arthropoda; Insecta; Hymenoptera; Vespidae. The transcript has 12 exons. Gene Ontology annotation, biological process: protein processing. The record is from RefSeq and is a predicted model, not a curated record.
AAGAAAUUUCAAAUUCAAAUUCUUUUUUUCAAAUGGAAUCAUAUAUUUUUCUUUUUAUAGUAAGAUGCUAUUUGUUGAAAAAAAUUUAACGAACUAUAAUAUUAUGAAUUUCACGUGAAUUUCAGUGAAAAAAAAUUCGCGAAAUGUGAGCAAUUAAUGUAGAAUGAAAUAAUCAUUGAAUCAUUUUUUAUUGAUGGCAGUUUGAAUGGUCAAAAAUAUUCAAUGGAAUUUAUCAUUUUAAUUUUUUUAAAUAAAAUAUAGUCAUCCGUUAAUCUGAAUUGUAAGAAUGUAUGCGACAUGUUGAAUUAUUUGUUAGGAACAGUUAAGGUCCAGUCACAUUUGAAGACUUUAUUCGCUACUAUUGUGUGACAGAUUAGUUCCCAUUCUUAUUUCAAGUAACGGUUAUAAACGCACACGACAAUUUGAAUUAAACAUUCAAUUCUACUCGCCAGGAGUAUACUAUUUUAGUGGUCAUGUGACUUACCGUGAAAAAUUUCUGUAACAUUGCAUGUGAUAAGUCAAUCGCGUCAUCGUUUCUACUUAGCACGUGUUGCAACUUGUAUUGAGAUUAUAUUAUUAUAUGUAGUUUUUUGUUUAUCAUGACUGAUGAAAUAAAGCGACUCGAAGCUGCAGAUCUCAUCAUUAGCAAUUAUAUGAGACAAGUUAAUAGUACUUGAUGUGGUGAUUUAGUUGUUUCUUCUAGUAGCAACGAGUAAAAUAAUCACUUGUAAUAGGACCUUUAGGAAAGAACCUGAGCGCUCCUGAAAAUCUUGGAAAGAAGCUUGCGGUAAUCGCAGUCAUAAAGGGCGGUUAUUUAUGAAGCGAGUUAUGUUAUGCAAAAAUAAUACACUUAUAUGUUUGUAUGCAUACUGUUGACUAGUCGUCGGUGACCAGAUCGACAAACAAUAAAAAAACCAGGCGAUCAAAUUGGUCAUCGGGACCAGUGAAGUAUAUUGAAUCAAAUGCACUCAUUUGUAUCACAAACAAAUUUUUUGAAGAUAAGACACUGACGAAUGUGUUCAAGGGGUCAAAGGUGACUUUCUUCACUACAUAUGCUUAAAUUCGCCAUUAAAACUAGAUUUUACGAUACGGACAAAUUCGAGUUGCAAAAUUUGAUUGCCGAAUUUGAUCGCUUGGUCUUUUGUGACUGAUUGCUGGCAAUCUGCUUGCCGCCGACUGAUCAAUAAUGCGCACACAGUUUGAGUCAUGUUUUUUUUUAAUUUAUUAUUUUUACUAUACUUUUGUAUAGAUAUGUACAUCUAUAUAAACUAAAUUCAAUAUUUUGAUUAAUUUAGACGUUCACGACCUUACUACAAAAGAAAAUUUUUCGACUGAAAUUGAAGAUCAAGGCAGUCUGUAUUUGGUUCUAAAAUUUUGUAAUACUAUGUACUGUUUCUUUGCAAGUUAGUAAUAUUGCAAUGUAAUUACAAAUAAAUACAGAUUUGAACUUGAAUAUGAAUAUGAAUAGUAAUAAUUAAUUAUUAAUAUGGGCCGAGAUGUUGCAAAUAUCGAGAACUGCUUUAUAUCAUUAAUCUGCGCAUUCUUUACAUCAUUAUUGAUGAUAAUACGUAAAGUAAGCACAAGGUUAGCGUACAAUAAGUGCAAAAUAAACGCAGAAUUCGUAGUAUAGACUAUAAGGUAAGAAUAGAAAGAGGAUAUGAAAUAUAAAAUGAGGGUGUAAAAAAACGCAGAAUAUAAGAUGUAAGAUAAGCGCAGACUGAUAAUGUAAUGUAAGUGCAGAAUAAUGAUAUAAGGAAUGGGCAAUAUAAUGAUGUAAGGGAUGCAUAGAAUAAUAAUGUAAGGAAUAUGCGAGUAUAAUGCGAGCAUGAGAGUAUGCAAAUAUACGAUUGAACAUUUCUGGCCAUUCAAACUGUUAUCGAUAAGAAGUUCAACAAUUAUUUCACUUUGCAUCAAUUGUCCAAAUUUUGUGAAUUUUGUUGCACUCAGUUAUAAUAUUAUAGUUCGUUGAAUAUGUUUUAACAAUUGUCAUCAUAUUAUGAUAAGAAAAAUAUAUGGUUUCAUUUAAAAAAAUAUAUCUGACUUUGAAAUUUCUUCCACUACUCGAUCUAUAAAAAAAUUAUUUGCACCAUAUGAUAUCCUCCUUCAUGCUAAAGAAUAUUUGUAAAAACUUUUUCGUAUAGAUUAUAUCGCUCACAAAAUAUUCCAAUAUUAAAAGUUAAAGGAAACAUUCUGUAUAAUACGUACAUAUUAUGCAUAUACAAGCAUGUAUGUGUUACUUUAUUUUAGAAUAUCAAUUUCAUCCUAUCGAAAUAUUUUUCCACCCCAGCAACCUUAUGGAUAAAAUGGAGAGACAAAUGCGUGAGUUUUCAUAAGAGCAUAGCCAGAUCCCAGCUAAUACUCACACGCAUUGGUUCGACCAUCUGCCAUUAUCAUUUCGCUAACUGACUUAGUAGCUUCGUUUUCGCGAUUACACAUGGUCCGAUACGAACAUAGUGUGGUGUUUAAUUUUUUUUUUAAAUAAUUCAGGUGUUAUUGAAAUAUAUCUACUGGUUUUUUAGUCGAUUGCCUUAAUGGACGGGUUCGUAUAAUAAUUAACGUAUUUUGUGUUAAGGUAUGAUUUAUCAACAAUUUAUUUUCAUUUUUUACAGACCGUUUAAUCAUACCAUAAUUCAGCGAUUAAUGUUAAUUCAAUUUAUUAUUACUGUUUUUACGUGUGUCUACGUUAAAGCCGGAAAUUAUCAUAACGAAUGGGUUUUGCGAAUAACUGGUGGAGCUGAUGUAGCGUCUUUAUUGGCAAAACAAUUCGAUUAUACUUAUCUUGGUCCGGUUCGUGGAUUUGAAGACACGUAUAUAUGGAUUAAGAACGAUAAACCAGGUCAAAAGAAGAGAGGCUACGUCUCGUCAAUGGCAACCUUUAAUUCGAGCUCUAGGAUCAGUUGGGUCGAGCAGCAGAAAUUCGUACGUCGAGAGAAACGUGACUACAUGUCUCCAUUGAUAUUUGAUUCAGAGAAACCUUUGAGGCGAGAAAAGCGUCUCCCAUGGAGUUUAUAUGGAAUAUCAUCGAAUACGAUCGAGAACGACGAGAGAAAAUAUCUACCUAUUUAUUCGACGGAUACAUAUAAUUUAAAUCGCAAAGCAUUAUUUAAUGACGAGCUUUGGGAUUUGGAAUGGUAUUUGCAAGAUACUAGAACGAGUAAGAAACUUCCGAAAUUAGAUCUCAAUGUGUUGCCUGUUUAUAAGUUGGGAGUGACUGGACGUGGAGUGAGAAUCGCUGUUUUAGACGAUGGCCUGGAACAUGAUCAUGAUGAUUUACGUAAUAAUUAUGAUCCGGAUAUCAGUUACAACGUGAACGAAGGUAGCAACGAUCCAAUGCCACGAUACGAAGCUACUGGUAUCUUUAAUUGUAUUGAUUUUCCUUAUGUGUUCAUUUAUGAUAACUUUAGAGAUUCACUCUCUCUCUCUCUCUCUCUCUCUCUCUCUCUCUCUCUCUUUCUUUCUUUUUCUCUGAAUCUUUUAGGAGCGAACGCCCACGGAACAAGAUGUGCCGGUGAAAUAGCAAUGGAAGCAAAUAAUGGAAAGUGUGGAGUUGGUGUGGCUUUCGAAGCGUCCAUAGGUGGAAUUAAAUUACUCGAUGGUUUUGUGAACGAUCGAGUCGAGGGUGAAGCACUUGGAUUCAAGCCGGAAAUCGUUGAUAUCUAUACGGCUUCCUGGGGACCACCAGACGAUGGAAAAAGUUUGGAAGCUCCUGGAAGACUCGCAAGAGAAGCGAUCGAUCGUGGUAUCAAUAAGGGAAGAAAUGGUAAAGGUAGUAUAUACGUAUGGGCGUCGGGUAAUGGUGGAUCAAACUAUGAUAAUUGCGGAUGUGAUGGUUACGUUGGUAGUAUAUAUACCGUGGCGAUUGGAUCGGCAAGUCAAACUGGUCGAUCUCCUUGGUACAGUGAAAAGUGUCCUGCGAUAUUAGCGACUACGUAUAGCAGUGGAGCGUAUCAAGAUCAAAUGAUCGCGACGACUGAUCUACGAAACACUUGUACAACUAAACACACUGGUACUUCCGCUUCUGCACCCUUGGCAGCUGGAAUAUUAGCUCUUGCUCUUCAAGCGAACAAAAAUUUGACGUGGAGGGACAUUCAACAUCUGAUCGUUUGGACAUCUGAGUAUAAAUCAUUAAAUGAAAAUCCUGGAUGGUUGAAGAACGCAGCAGGAUUUUGGUACAAUUUACAUUUCGGUUUUGGUCUUAUGAAUGCAUACGCCCUCGUAAAUUUCGCACGUAAUUGGACAAACGUACCGGAGAAAAACAUAUGCGAAGUCCCCAUGGAAUUCGUAUUGGAUAGGAGACUGACUCACGGAGUGAUUAAAACAUUACAUUUUGAGGCAAACACCAAAUGUUCGAGUAGCGGAAACGAGAUAGCAUUUUUAGAGCAUGUCGAGAUCGAGAUGAAUCUCGAAUAUUCUUGUCGUGGUGUUUUGGAAAUGUAUUUAAUUGCGCCAUCAGGUACGAAAGUACAAUUAUUGAGUCCAAGAAAAUUGGAUGAUUCUUCUGAAGGUUUCGACAAAUGGAAAUUCAUGUCCGUGGCUUCUUGGGGUGAAAAUCCUCAUGGUACUUGGAUCCUACACAUAUUCGACAAGAUUGGCUCAACUAGAUACAAUGGUACAAUCGGGGAAUUGAAAUUAAUUCUUCACGGCACAAAAUGGCUGCCGUAUUAUCGAAAAUACGAGUCGAGAAUCUACGAUCGUGAAUACAAUUGCAAAUGAAAAGCCAUGAAUAAAAAGAGUGCUUUUCGAGCGAACAACGAAAUAGAAGAAAGAAAAAAAGCAAACCUGUGGUAGAACAAAAACUACGUCGGCUCUUUAUACUCGAUCUUUAGAACAGAAGUCGAUCGAACGUUUGACCGAAUUAAAUUUAAAUCCAUGUUUCUCAUCCCUUCUUUCGUUCUCUUGGAGAAUUUAUAUCUCUGAUGAAGUAGAAAAGGACGCAUUGAUAUUCGUUUAAAUGAAUCAUAAAGCUGAAUAUACGAAAAAGAAAUUAUUUAAUUAGAAUAAAGAAAUAAAAACGAAAAGAAGAUGAAAAAGAAGAAGAAAAGAAAAAUUGUCUCUUAGAAUAAGAAAUGUAAUCGUUUUUUUAAAUACAUUGUAAUUCUCAAAACAGAAGAUUUGUAUAAUUCUAGAAUAACAAGAUCGUUGAUAAGAAUGAUAAAUAAAAAAUGAAUGAACUGUUACGAUCUUGAUAGGAUCGUCAAACUUUAAGUGAAGACCAUAAAAAAAGGUUAUUUUUCUCUAGCAAAUUUGCUCUCGAAAUAGUGGGCGAAAAUACCACGUGGCAGCGCUGCCGUCGACCUGACAUUGCGGCUGGCUCGGGGGUGAAAUGGGGUUGAUUUGAUCAGUAGCAUGUUGCCCUUUGUAACGUGAACGUCGAUGUUCGCGUGCAUCAUGACGUGUCUAAAAAUACUACGUCAACGUAGCAUUCCUUUCUGGUGUUGUUUGUCAUCGUUGUUCUUUUUCUGCGGUUAAUUGAUCAUUAAUAAUUUGAAAUACAUUCGUCGAUUUUCGAAGAAUAAAUCAUCAUCGAAAAGGUUUUCCUACAUUUUUUGAAGAAAUUUUGUAACAUGAUCAAUCAUUAUUUCAUAUCGAGUCGAGAUAAUACGAAAAAUAUACGAGACAGAUACGAAAAAGGGUGUGUAAUAUUCACGAAGACAGUUCAAAGGUUUUCGAAGUGGAGGAUACAUGAAAAG